Messenger RNA from Misgurnus anguillicaudatus (oriental weatherfish), 3655 nucleotides. NCBI's taxonomy places the organism in Eukaryota, Metazoa, Chordata, Actinopteri, Cypriniformes, Cobitidae. The record is from RefSeq and is a predicted model, not a curated record.
GAGUCAGGCGUGCCAGCAGCCAAUCACGGAGCGACCUGAACCGCGGGAGAUCCAAAUUUCGCGGGACGUAAUUUGGCGCUAAAAUAGCAGCCCUCUGUCGAGCUGUUGUCAAAGCAAAGCUCUUCUGAAGGAGAGGGAUUACAGACAGACAGGAACAUUUCUCACCAUCACCGGCUUUGAGAAGAAACAACAAAGAAGACAAAUUUCACGCGUUUUGCCUUUGAAGGGUACAUUUGUAAAGUUUAAUAUAUUUAUUUAAGUUAUUUAUUUUAUUAAGCCAUAACAACUUAUCUUGCGGACAAAGAGUACUGGAAGACAGAAAGAGAAAGUUCAACCCAAAGCAACAAAAAACGUCGGAUAUCUGAUAUUGAACGCAUAAUAGUAUUUACUAACUAUACUAUAUAUUUGUACAUUAAACUGUUGAUUCGUCUCGCACUGACGGUUUUGCGUAUCCAAAGUGCUUCUUUAGCGUCACCUUUCGUUCAUUUCGUGCGCAAAAAUGAUACGGAUACCCAGAGGGAUUUCUCCUGCUUCUGGAAGAGGCGCAGUCGCAGGGCUCUCGUGUCCACAGAAGAAAACGCUACCCGGGAUGAGGACGGAUUUCUUCAACACGGGACUCGCAAGCCCACCGAUAAAUUCGGUACCGGCUGGAUACUUCACUCAAAUCGGGAACAAGACAGCUGCGGAGCAGAGAUCCAACUGCCUGUAUGCGACCCCCCACGGGCCUGAACCUAAGCCUGUGCGGACUUCCUCUGGCCGGCUACCGGCCAAACGGAGACUAGAUCUGGAAGAGCCGCUUUAUCUCCCCGAAUUCCGGACACCGAAAGGAAAAGGACACUCGGCAUCUGCGAGAGUACAGAGUCCCAAAACUCCCAAGUCUCCGGGCGAGCGCACUCGUUACGACACAUCCCUCGGACUGCUAACGAAAAAGUUUGUGGGAUUGCUGAGCGAAUCGGCCGAUGGGGUCCUGGAUCUGAACUGGGCUGCAGAGGUUCUGGAGGUUCAGAAGAGACGAAUCUACGAUAUUACGAACGUUCUGGAGGGAGUGCAGCUCAUUCGCAAGAAAUCCAAGAACAACAUCCAGUGGCUGAUCAAUGGUGUGUUUGAAGGAUCAAACAGCACUUCAGAAAAGACCAAUGCUCUCAGGAAAGAGCUAUCUGAGCUUGACAGACAGGAGAAACUUCUGGACGACCUCAUUCAAUCCAGCUCGACACGGCUACGAGAUCUCACAGAGAACAAGGACAACCAAAGAUUUGGAUAUGUGACCUACCAAGACAUCCGUACCAUAGCCAGCUUAAAAGAGCAAACCGUGAUCGCUGUGAAAGCACCAUCUGAGACCAAAUUAGAAGUUCCAGAGGCAUCUGAGGGCUUACUGCAGAUUUAUCUAAAGAGCAAAAACGGCCCGAUCGAGGUAUACUUGUGUCCCGAAGAAUUUAUAGAGGACAGUAGUCCCAUCAAGAAUCCCACACCCAGAAAAGAGUACCCUCAAACCCCCAGCAUCCCCACACCCUCUGUCCUCCCACCUGCCAAGCCUCAGCCAGUGGAAGGUUUGAUGUCAAAGUCUCAGUCGUCGUCGACAAACACCAAUGGCAGCGCCUCCCUCCUCGACGUGGAAGGGAUUCUGGAUCUUCCUCCCAGCCUUCUGCAGAUGACAGAAGAUCAGCUGCCUGGUACCGCCUUCACGUUGGACCCCUCUGCGCCCUUUGUUAGUUUUUCUCCUCAGCUAACUCACGAUGACUACCUCUGGGGUCUGGAGGAUGGAGAAGGCGUAUCUGACUUCUUUGACACGUAUGAUCUGGGAGAUCUGCUUAAAACAUGAGGUGUCCUGGUUUAGUUCGACGAAACAAUAGCAGAUCAUUUUAACGUUCAUGUAAUUAGUUAACACCUUACAUUAUGAAAUAGUUGUUAGUAUAAGUGCACUACUGAUUUGGCUCAAGUGGUACCAUUCCAGAUGUUGACCGGUUAAAUUUGGAACGGACCUCUAGUUAGAAUUAAAUCCUUUUUAGAUUUAAAAGGUGAACAAGCGCCCUCUAGAGGUGAUCUAGCUACACUAUUAAGCUAUAAAGCCAUCAUUUUAUUUCAUCAGCCAUAUAAUAGUAAAUAUUUUUGUAUGUAUAGUUUAGCUAUAGAUAUUUCUGACAAAACAAAAAAUGGAUUUGUCUGGUGAUAUUAAUUAUUUCAAUUGAUAUGUUUGCAUAUGGGCAAUAAUGUAAAGUGGUCUUUAUAACUUCAAUUGAUUUUUGAAGUCAGACAUUUGUAAUUGCCUUGUAUCUAGUUAUGAGCUAGAAAGUACUGUUUUAAUAUUUUAUUAGCAAUUCUUGAUUAGGAUGUGUAAAACUCAGGUAAAUAUUGAAGCUUUACUAGAGCUUAAAAAAUUGUUACUGUCAAACUUUGCCAGUAGAGGGCUGUGUGACCAUUGAAAGUUGUUAGUAAAGAUACAUGUAUCAGAAAACUUUUAUACUUUUGCGUCAUAACCAGACUUGAUCAAUUUUUCUAAAAAAAAAAAUAAAUUUUUUUGUAAAACAGUCAUACAAAAUGACUCCAUAUGUGUUUGGGUAAAAUCAGUGCUUGGAUUUUAAAUAAUGGUGCUUGUUUGUUCGCUCUACCUCCAUUGUUUAGUUUGAGCCACGGUGAGGUGGUGAACAGUGGCCUUUCCCAUGGCACUGACUACUGAUGUCGUGCCAUACAAUGCCUUAAAAAUUGAGGUUUUAAUCACUGACAUGACACCAUCGCCUCAGGGAUUGCUCAGAUUUGGCAGCUAAAUUUUACAUUUCCAAAUGUAUUAUUCAAAUGCAUUUCGAGGUCUUGAAACUAAGGUAAUGGUGCUCUCAGGGUUCACUGCUUUAUUUCUACUUCUGAUGUUUAAUGGGAUCUGUCAGAAACCUUUGAUACUGUUUGAACACAAAGUGGACUUUGUUUCUAGCGUUUUCUUUUCAUUUGGAGUUGCCCCACCUGAAUGGUGGGUUUAUGGUUGCCUAGACAAAGCAAGAUUUAACUGUUUACAUCUGGCAUGUGUAAAACUAGUUAUAGACUACAAACUUUGAAAACACCCAAAGCACGCUUUUUUUGGGAGGCAAUACGACUUGAAGUUGAUGUUUAAAAACUACAUUUCCACAGCCAGUUGUGGUCGUUCGGUGUUCGGAGCAUUUUCACACAAACAAAUGUGAAUAAAAACAUGUUGAUCUACCAGCAUUUUGUAAUCUUGGACUUCAAAUUUUUGUAACCUAGUGUUUUUCAACCCUGAUCUGCAUUUGUUGAGGGUGCCUUUGGAGUUUGGUUUUAAAUCAGAUUUAAUAUUUGUCUGAUUAAUUUAUAGAUGCUAUCUGGGGUGUGUACAAAAUUGGGGUUCAUUUCAUGCAACUGUCCCGUGUGCGGACAUAUGUCCUGUCCUAACAAACUUGAAAAAUGUGUGUGUGUGUAUGUAUGCAUGAGUGUGCUGAGGCAUGUUAAUAGUUUUGUGCAUUUGAUUGUAGUCUUUAGUGUUUGUCUGGCAUUAUUUUACGUUUACUUUCUAAGCAUUAUGUUAUUGAAAUUGUACAGAAUGGUUUUGUAUUUAUAGGUUUUGUAUUCGAAGGAAUUUGGUAAUUGUCUCAGGAUGUAUCAUUUUUAAAAGACUGUUUAACAGGCAGCACUUAAGAUUUGAUAUUGUGGUGUU